Leishmania mexicana MHOM/GT/2001/U1103 is the source of this 1809-nucleotide messenger RNA. RefSeq lists its product as hypothetical. The transcript has a single exon. The record is from RefSeq and is a predicted model, not a curated record. Bases 1 to 1809 code for a protein of 602 amino acids. Lineage: Eukaryota; Euglenozoa; Kinetoplastea; Trypanosomatida; Trypanosomatidae.
AUGGAGCCGAAGCCGAAUUACAGCAGGGUCUGGGUUACCAGCGCCGCUGUCUUAACUGCUCUCGUCACGCUGAUGAUACGCCGGCGCAAGCAAAAGCGUCAGCUUGCUUGCCGGACGGCAGCAGAUGCCAUGCACGAUGAGCUCGCACAGGCGCUGAAGCACACUCUGCUUCCAGUUCUCGUGCGCCCCGAAGACCUACCCGCUGGAUGGGGGGUGGCCCCUCCGGUCUUCUACCCUCCGUACUGCGCCGCCAUUCCGCUAGUGCUGCCGAGGGAGAUGCAGGAGUUGGAGAGGGAUGCUAGUGGCGUGCGUUCAGCGAGCACGUCGAGGCUUCAGCGAGGCGGCGCAGACGGCUUGGCCGUGACGCCGUCCGUGUUUAUCUUUUGCAGCUACACCGGGUACACACCAGGUCCCUUCGCGACACGGCAAGACGAAAAAGUCUUUCUCGCCGAGGUACUGGCGCACCACCCGGUGCUUCGAGAGCAUCUUGCCGAGAAACCGGUGCAGUGGAGUCCGCUGCCAGAGUCGGCGCCGCACGCGGACACAGAUGUCAAGAGUGCUGCCGCCGUGCCCGAUGGGAGGCGGCCGAACUGUUUCCCGCGCACCUUCUGUCACGUUCUCGUCAGUGAUGAAUGUGCCAUCCUGGCAGGCAUGAACGGCCCUUAUACGGUCGUCGCGGUGCUGACCGAUUUUGUCGGCGCGUCGCCGCUCUCACGGACAGCGAGAGCCCCCGAAGACGGUGAGGAGAGCGGAGGGAAGAGAACUGACAGUGCUACGCCGCCAACGAUUUCCGAGAAGACGGAGCUCGCUGAUGCCAUAGAAUGCAUUGCACGCGCUACUAUCAAAGUGCCACUCGUCACCCUUGGAAGCGACUCCGCGGCGCGCGCCUUUCGCGUUCCGGGCACAUCCUUCGCGGCCCACCACGGCUACUACCGCGUGGUGUGCGCGCGGGAGAGGCGCGAGUUGGAACUCUGCGUGCCGCCGGAAUGGACGGUGCGGAGCGAGUGUGUGAGCACGUCUCGCACGACUCCCGCCGCGUCCCCGGUUCCAGCUCGCAGGCCGGUCUCGACUGGGGGCGAGGAUGCGCAGUCGAAAGGGACUAUCUUGACCCUCUCCUUUCCACCGUCCUCCUUUAUGUCGGAAGGCCGCGUGGAUGUGCACAUCUCUGCGGAGCUUUUCUCCGCUCUUUUCGAAGACCCGCAGGCUGCUGCGGCGACGCUGUGGGCGGCCUCCGGCGCCACGGACGUCUCCAACCCCGUGGCCAAGGCGACGCUGGGGGCGCUGAAAGCGCGACCGCUGCCGGCGUCCUCGCACGCGUGCACAAACGUCGUGACAAUGGUAUACGUGCAGCCCAAGUUCGGUGUGCUCUUCUCGGUAAACCCGCGCUCCGCCGUUGUCUAUGAGCCGUGGAUGACAGAGCAGCCCACGAUCCUGUACUACCCGCUUGGCGACGCGGCGGAGGACGUGGAGUCGCCGCGGAUGACGAUUGAGUACGUCGUGGAGCUGCCCAAGACCUGGGAAGUCUUCGCCAACGAUGACGAAGAGUUUGUGCACAACGUCCUCUUCCACUUCACCAGUGGGGAGGCGGCGGCGAUCUCGACAACUUUGACGGGGAUCAGCGGCAUUCGCUGCGCCAUGUUCCACGAGACGCGCGAGAGCCGCCGCUGCCGCACCUACGUGCUGCCGCGCGGGGCGACGCUGCUAGUUAUUCGGUGGGAGACGUUGGCGGAGAGCUGGGACAAGGACCUGCCAGUGUUUCAGCAGACACUCGACACCCUGCACAUAGAUGCUGUAGCCAUGAAACAGUAG